GGCACCUGCCAUGAUCGUCACUCAACAUCCGUACAAGUUACAUGUCGUCGUCGAUUCCAUUGACGUUGGCAUAAAUCGGUUCGGCGAGUCGGAAAUUGAGAAAAUGGGCACGGACGACAUGCGGAUAUCUCCGGCUGUUCCUAGGGGAAGUCCCGCGAAGGAGCAGCAGGCAGCCGGCGUCGGCAUUCUUCUUCAGAUUAUGAUGCUCGUUUUGUCCUUUGUUCUUGGCCACGUUCUUCGCCGCCAUCGCUUUUAUUACCUUCCUGAAGCCAGUGCUUCGCUCUUGAUCGGUUUGAUUGUGGGUGCGCUAGCAAACAUUUCCAACACGGAGACUAGCAUCAGGGCAUGGUUCAACUUCCACGAGGAGUUCUUCUUCUUAUUUCUCCUGCCUCCAAUUAUAUUUCAAUCGGGCUUCAGUCUGCAACCUAAACCAUUUUUUUCGAACUUUGGAGCCAUAGUGACAUUUGCAAUUUUUGGAACCUUUGUUGCAUCUAUUGUCACAGGAAUUUUGGUUUACAUUGGUGGAGUGAUAUAUCUCAUCUAUAGACUUCCUUUUGUUGAAUGUCUGAUGUUUGGCGCACUCAUUUCUGCUACCGAUCCAGUCACCGUUCUAUCUAUAUUUCAGGAGCUUGGUACUAAUGUGAAUCUCUAUGCUCUGGUCUUUGGUGAAUCUGUACUAAAUGAUGCUAUGGCAAUAUCAUUGUACAGGACAAUGUCAUUGGUGAGGAGCCAUACGUCAUCAACUCGAAGCUUUUUCAUGAUUGUGGUCAGAUUUCUUGAGACUUUUUUUGGCUCAAUGUCAGCAGGGGUUGGAGUUGGAUUCAUUUCUGCUUUACUUUUCAAGUAUGCUGGACUUGAUAUUGACAACCUUCAAAACUUGGAGAGCUGUCUGUUUGUUCUUUUCCCAUAUUUCUCAUACAUGCUAGCUGAAGGGCUUAGUCUAUCGGGUAUUGUAUCAAUAUUGUUCACCGGAAUAGUCAUGAAGCGAUACACUUAUUCAAACUUAUCAGACAGUUCGCAGAAAUUUGUAUCUGCAUUUUUCCAUCUGUUAUCAUCGGUGGCAGAGACUUUUGUAUUUAUUUACAUGGGAUUUGACAUUGCCAUGGAGCAGCAUAGCUGGUCUCAUAUUGGAUUUAUAUUUUUCUCAAUAAUAUUCAUUGGAAUUGCAAGAGCUGCAAAUGUGUUCUUGUGUGCAUAUUUGGUCAAUCUGGUUAGACCUGCACAUCGGAAAAUACCAAUGAAGCAUCAGAAAGCACUCUGGUAUAGUGGGCUUCGAGGUGCCAUGGCUUUUGCAUUAGCCCUUCAGUCAAUUCAUGAUCUUCCCGAAGGGCAUGGCCAGACAAUAUUCACUGCCACAACUGCAAUAGUUGUUUUGACGGUCUUACUGAUAGGCGGAUCAACGGGGACCAUGCUGGAAAGCUUACAAGUCAUUGGUGAUUGUCAUGAUAGUUCCUUGGGCGAAAGCUUGGAGACAGACAUUCGCUACAGAUCUGGAGGAUAUGAAGGACAAUCAUCAUCUGGAAAUCGGUUUAAGAUGAAACUAAGAGAGUUUCGUGACAGCGCUGCUUCGUUUACUGAAUUCGAUAAGAACUACCUGACCCCAAUUUUUACGACUCACGGUGGUGGUGAUGAAGAAGAGCGUGAUGAGCUUUUGGGGGAUUCGAGGAGAAGCUAUCAUUGACACUAUGAAAUAAAUCACUUUUCCUUGUUUUACUCUCAACAGCAAGAUGGAAUCCACUUCCUAUGGUAUAUGAUUGUGUUUCCCACAUCUGGGCAACUAAAUCAAUGUCAAGUUGGAUGCCAUUGAAUUGUAGAUUAGAGUGCAAUGGUGUGGAAAUUAGUUACAGCCAGGCAUUCUCAGAAGUCUUGGUUUCUUCCUGUACAUGAUGAAGUAUGAGGCCACAAAUAAAUGGCGUUUACAUGUCCAAUCUAAUAUAUUUUUUCAUUAAAUUACUGAGAUGUUACACCUGACUUCUCAAUGCCCUUUUUGUGCUAGAGAGUUUGAUUAGAUUUAACUUUACAAUCCAUCGGUUACUGAGACAGCAACAUUUUCCUUCCGGUGUUUGUAAUGUAACAUUAGUAUCCAGGAAUUUAAUCUGUCUAUCCGAAAU
Andrographis paniculata is the source of this 2111-nucleotide messenger RNA. Its product is annotated as sodium/hydrogen exchanger 6-like. NCBI's taxonomy places the organism in Eukaryota, Viridiplantae, Streptophyta, Magnoliopsida, Lamiales, Acanthaceae. Bases 11 to 1681 code for a protein of 556 amino acids. Gene Ontology annotation, biological process: regulation of pH; sodium ion transport; proton transmembrane transport. Gene Ontology annotation, cellular component: endosome; membrane. The record is from RefSeq and is a predicted model, not a curated record. The transcript has 22 exons. Gene Ontology annotation, molecular function: sodium:proton antiporter activity.